Molecule: messenger RNA, 3775 nt
Organism: Colossoma macropomum (tambaqui)
Lineage: Eukaryota; Metazoa; Chordata; Actinopteri; Characiformes; Serrasalmidae
Gene: cse1l
Product: CSE1 chromosome segregation 1-like (yeast)
Exons: 25
Coding region: 116-3031 (971 amino acids)
Biological process (GO): protein import into nucleus; protein export from nucleus
Cellular component (GO): nuclear envelope; cytosol
Molecular function (GO): small GTPase binding; nuclear export signal receptor activity
Source: RefSeq, a predicted model, not a curated record
GCGCAUGCGCCGAGUCGUGACCGCGCAGUUGUUUGAGACGUUUGAAAGCGGGUGAAGUUCUCAUCACAUCUGGCCGCCGGUCGUUACAGCACUUCAACGAAAAGCACGGGCUACCAUGGAGUUAAAUGAUGCCAACCUCCAAACUCUGACUGAGUACUUGCGGAAAACACUAAACCCGGAUCCACUUGUCAGGCGUCCAGCUGAGAAGUUUCUAGAGUCAGUGGAGGGAAAUCAGAACUACCCACUUUUGCUACUGACCACACUAGAGAAGUCCCAGGAUGAGGUUAUCCGUGUCUGUGCUGCAGUCACCUUCAAGAACUACAUUAAGAGGAACUGGCGUAUAGUUGAAGAUGAACCAAACAAAAUUUCAGAUCCUGACCGGACAGCCAUCAAAGCCAACAUUGUAAAUUUGAUGCUAACAAGCCCAGAGCAAAUACAGAAGCAGUUGAGCGAUGCAAUCAGCAUCAUUGGACGAGAAGACUUCCCACAGAAGUGGCCCGACCUCCUGACGGAGAUGGUGACACGUUUCCAGAGUGGAGACUUCCACAUCAUCAAUGGGGUUCUCCGCACAGCUCAUUCACUUUUUAAAAGAUAUCGGCACGAGUUCAAGUCCAAUGAGCUGUGGCUGGAGAUCAAGUUGGUGUUGGACACUUUCGCCCAGCCUCUUACUGAGCUUUUUAAGGCCACAAUUGACCUGUGUCAAACUCAUGCUACGGAUGUAAAUGCCUUGAAAGUUCUCUUCUCCUCCCUUACACUCAUAUCAAAGCUGUUUUACAGUCUCAACUUCCAGGAUCUUCCAGAAUUUUUUGAGGACAACAUGGAGACUUGGAUGACACAUUUCCACAAUUUGUUAACCUUGGAUAAUAAACUUCUACAGACUGAUGAUGAGGAGGAGGCUGGUCUCCUGGAGCUGCUGAAAUCUCAGAUUUGUGAUAAUGCAGCGCUGUAUGCACAGAAGUAUGACGAGGAAUUUCAGCCCUACCUGCCUCGUUUUGUUACAGCCAUCUGGAACCUGCUGGUUACAACAGGCCAAGAGGUCAAAUAUGACUUGCUGGUGAGCAAUGCCAUUCAGUUCCUGGCAUCAGUGUGUGAAAGGCCACACUACAAGCAUCUGUUUGAAGACCAGAAUACACUAACCAGCAUCUGUGAAAAGGUCAUCGUCCCCAACAUGGAGUUCAGAAGUGCAGAUGAAGAAGCAUUUGAGGAUAAUUCAGAGGAGUAUAUAAUAAGAGACCUUGAAGGCUCAGACAUUGACACAAGGCGGCGAGCUGCAUGUGAUCUUGUGAGAGGCCUGUGCAGGUUCUUCGAGGGCCCUGUGACAGCCAUUUUCUCUGGUUAUGUUAACUCCAUGCUUACAGAGUAUGCCAAGAACCCUGCAGUGAACUGGAAGCAUAAGGAUGCAGCUAUCUACCUAGUCACAUCCCUGGCCUCCAAGGCCCAGACACAGAAGCAUGGGAUCACGCAAGCCAAUGAGUUAGUGAACUUAUCGGAGUUCUUUGUGAACCACAUUCUAACAGACCUGAGGUCUCCCAAUGUGAAUGAAUUUCCAGUCCUGAAAGCAGAUGCCAUCAAGUAUGUUAUGACCUUCAGAAGCCAGCUUCCCAAGGAGCAGCUGCUAGAGACAGUGCCUCUACUGGUGGCUCACCUACGGGCAGAGAGCACAGUGCAGCACACAUAUGCUGCUCAUGCCUUAGAGCGUCUCUUUACAAUGAGGGGAUCCAACAACUCCACACUUCUCUCUGCUGCUGAGAUUGCCCCUUUCACUGAGCAGCUCCUCAAUAACCUAUUCAAUGCUAUGGCGAUACCUGGCUCAUCGGAGAAUGAAUACAUAAUGAAAGCCAUCAUGAGAAGCUUCUCACUCCUACAGGAAACCAUUGUGCCCUACAUCCCUACUUUGAUUGGCCAGCUCACCCAGAAGCUCCUCCUUGUCAGCAAGAAUCCUAGCAAACCACAUUUCAACCACUACCUGUUUGAGUCACUGUGCCUGUCCAUCCGGAUCACCUGCAAGGCAAACCCAGUCAGUGUUGGCAGCUUUGAGGAGGCCCUCUUUCCUGUCUUCACAGAGAUCCUCCAGAGCGAUGUGCAAGAGUUUGUGCCAUACGUGUUCCAGGUUAUGUCUCUGCUGCUAGAGAUCCACACUAGCCCUAUCCCCUCUUCCUAUAUGGCCCUGUUCCCUCACCUGCUGCAGCCUGUUCUGUGGGAACGCACAGGCAACAUCCCCCCACUGGUCCGGCUGCUGCAGGCCUACCUGGAAAAAGGGGGAGCCACAAUCGCCAGCUCAGCUGCAGACAAGAUUCCUGGUCUGCUCGGAGUGUUCCAGAAGCUCAUUGCUUCCAAGGCCAACGACCAUCAGGGCUUCUACCUGCUUAACAGCAUAGUGGAGCAUAUGCCGCCGGAGUCUAUUACUCAGUAUAGGAAACAGAUCUUCAUCUUGCUGUUCCAGAGACUGCAGAGCUCCAAGACCACCAAGUUCAUAAAGAGUUUCUUAGUCUUCAUCAACCUCUACUGUGUGAAAUACGGGGCUAUUGCUUUGCAGGAGAUAUUUGAUGACAUCCAGCCAAAGAUGUUUGGCAUGGUGUUGGAGAAGAUAGUGAUCCCAGAAGUGCAGAAAGUAUCUGGGCAGGUAGAGAAGAAGAUCUGUGCAGUGGGCAUCACAAAGGUCCUGACUGAGUGCCCAGCCAUGAUGGACACUGAAUACACCAAACUCUGGCCUCUUGUGCUCCAGGCUCUGAUUGGUUUGUUUGAGUUGCCUGAAGAUGACAGUAUCCCUGAUGAUGAGCAUUUCAUUGACAUUGAGGACACACCGGGAUACCAGACGGCUUUCUCCCAGCUGGCCUUUGCUGGCAAGAAGGAGCAUGAUCCGAUAGGAGAUGCUGUCAGCAACCCCAAAAUUCUGCUAGCUCAGUCUCUGCACAAACUGUCUACAGCCUGCCCUGGGAGGGUUCCCUCCAUGCUGAGUACGAGUCUGAAUGCUGAGGCGCUCCAGUUCCUGCAGGGCUAUCUCCAGGCAGCUUCGGUCCAGCUGGUCUAAAGGAGGACUUUAGCUUUCUCUCCGUUUCGUCCCUGGAGUCUGACAAACCACAGGGGAAAGGAGAGUCACUGUUGAGAUUGGGACUGAUGUACCUGGACUACACAAACCAACAGACAACCAGUCGACUUGACAUCUCACACACAUAAGCAGCCACAGGGUUGCCCAAAUUUGCGCUGUCAUCUGUGAGAGGGUGUUUUAAAGAGUUCUAAAAAAAUGGAUUGUGUGUGAAAUAAUGGACCAAGCAGAGAAUAGCAAAGUUAUCCAAGUGGUUAUGUCCGUUUGGUGCCCAGUCAGCUACCAGUGUGCUGUGUUGGUUAUUUGCGGUUGAGCAGGGCUGCUUCAGCACUCGAUUUCUGAUCUAGCGCUUUAAUCCCUCUCCAUGAAUUUGUCAGUCGGCUGGCAUUUACAAUCCAGGAAGAACAAAUCUCCAUAACAUUGACAACAGUAUUGUUGGUGUGAAAUGACAAAAGACUUUGACAGAAAACGUUUUGACAGUACGAGUUGGCAGACAUUUGAUGUCUUUACAAAUCAAUGGGAAGCAGUCUGUAGUUUUUACUGUAUGAAUAAGGGCUGUCGUCGUGGCACUAAAAACAAAGCUCUUAGUUUUUCUCCCCUUCCCAUCCAUUCUCUGCCCCUGCCUCCAUUCCCUCCUUUUCCUUUUUUUUGUUGCAUGUAUCAGUGCUUUGUCUUCGUCCGGUCUUGGUUUUAAGGCCUUGUCUAAUUGUUAAUAAAGAGAUGCACUUG